AUGGCAUCAACCGCAGAACAAAUUGAUCCAGCCGUGAAAGGAACACUUAAUGUUCUUAAAUCAUGCACAAAAGUUCAGUUUGUCAAGAGAGUGACUAUAACAUCUUCUCUGGCAACAAUGGCAUUUAGUGGAAAGCCUGUGACUCCUGAUGGGGUGUUUGAUGAGACUUGGUAUUCAAAUCCAAAAGUUUGCAAGAAAUUGAAGUUCUGGUAUAUGCUUGCAAAAACCUUAGCAGAGGAGGCAGCUUGGAGAUUUGCAAAAGAGAAUUCAAUUAACUUGGUUACAUUAAAUCCAGGAUAUGUAAUUGGUCUUCUCUUACAACCAACUCUUAAUGAAACUAUGGAGAUGAUUCUCAACCUUGUAAACGAUAUUUUUCCACAACCAUUUUAGAUUAUAAGCAUGUUUCUCUGGGAAAUGAUCUGAUAGAAGAUGUAGUAAACAAAGUAAAAACACUUACCAACUCAACUCAUUUUCAAUCCCAAUCAAUCUUGGAUUGGCUAUACGACUUAUUUUUCGUCAUUUUGCUUGAUUUCUUCUGAUACAAUUAGUUGAUCUU
Messenger RNA from Hevea brasiliensis (rubber tree), 556 nucleotides. Its product is annotated as phenylacetaldehyde reductase-like. Lineage: Eukaryota; Viridiplantae; Streptophyta; Magnoliopsida; Malpighiales; Euphorbiaceae. The transcript has 3 exons. Gene Ontology annotation, molecular function: oxidoreductase activity, acting on the CH-OH group of donors, NAD or NADP as acceptor. The coding region runs from base 1 to 390 and encodes 129 amino acids. The record is from RefSeq and is a predicted model, not a curated record.